AUGUUUUUCAAACUUGGUAACUCGAUACCAGCGCGUCUAAUAAUGAGCAUACCUUAUCGUCACUAUCGAGCAGCGGUUGCCGAACAAGCGAUAAUACCCAACAUAAAUGAUUAUAGUUCCAAUCUAAAUUUCGAUUCAUUAUCAGCUAAAUCGAUAACAAGCAGUCUUAUAUCAAUGUCGAAUCAAAAAGCAAAUCGUCUAUUUUUCGACUUUGAAUUACGUUCGAACGUAAUUGAAAGAUUUAAAAGUUUAAUUCAAACAGCAACACAUAAUUUGGAAGCUAAGAAACAAUUACAUGAAAUUCUAUCAAUGCUUUAUGAAAGAAGGUUUCAGGUACCGCCUAUCGAAAAGAUUGGUUUGGGCGCCAACUAUCUAUUGAAUGAUAUUUGUUUCCUAUUAGAAAAUCAUUUAUUAGACCAUAUUGAUGAAUUAGUCAACGAUCAAGUGAGUAAGCUCGAGAUACCUAAAACAGGUAAAGCCUAUGUCCAAUGGAUAAUGAACAUAAUUCAACGUCAUUUGGCCGCUAAGCAUCCAUAUUAUAAUGAGUUUAUGUUAAACAAAGCAAAUAAAAACGAUGUGAAAUAUUGGUUGGCACAAGAAAGCACGUUAGAUCAAAAGUUUGAUGAUAUUCUGGCACUGAUGCAAGUGGGAACAUCUGGACCAGUCAAAAUGGAAAUAGCUUCAAAUUAUUGGGAUGAAAUGGGGAACGGGGAACCGUUGAAAACACACACAUACCUAUUUGAAUUAUUGCUGAAUGAAUUAGAUGUUACUAGUGAGUAUAUACGUGAUAACUUAUUAUUAACAUCAUUGAUCACUGGUAACAUAUCAACAUGCUAUGUUCUGAACAAAAACCUAUUUUAUCAAGCAAUUGGAUAUUUUGGUGUUACAGAAUAUUUAGCACCAAUACGAUUUAAAAACGUUGUCAAAGCAUUAGAGAGAAAUGAAAUAUCGGACGCAGGCAAACAGUAUCAUAAAUUACAUAUUUGGAUUGACAAAAUACACGGUGCAGCAUGGUUCAAUAAUGUUGUGAGAAAAAUGAUCGAUAAGCAACCGGAAUGUGGGAAAGAAAUUAUCAAAGGGGCAUUAGUUCGUUUACAAACAUCUGUCGAACAUUUAAAUUCAUUUCCAUCAUCAACACACAUUCCUUUACAAACACAAACGAAAAUCAAAAUAUAA
Didymodactylos carnosus is the source of this 1176-nucleotide messenger RNA. The record is from the annotation of a GenBank genome assembly. NCBI's taxonomy places the organism in Eukaryota, Metazoa, Rotifera, Eurotatoria, Philodinida, Philodinidae.